UCCCCGGAGCUCCCCUGAUAUUCCCUCAGCGCCCCGCAUCUCCCCUGGUCUCCCCUCAGCUGCCGCGGACAUGGAUGACGAACCCGAGCGGACCAAGCGCUGGGAAGGAGGCUACGAAAGAACAUGGGAAAUUCUUAAGGAAGACGAAUCCGGGUCUUUGAAGGCAACCAUUGAGGACAUUCUCUUCAAGGCGAAGAGGAAAAGACUCUAUGAACACCAUGGACAAGUUCGGCUUGGAAUGAUGCGUCACCUUUACGUGGUUGUUGAUGGAUCAAGAACAAUGGAGGACCAAGACUUAAAGCCAAACAGACUUACUUGCACUCUGAAGUUAUUGGAAUAUUUUGUUGAAGAGUACUUUGACCAGAAUCCUAUUAGUCAGAUUGGCUUAAUUGUAACCAAGAAUAAAAGAGCUGAAAAAAUGACGGAACUCUCAGGAAACUCAAAAAAGCAUGUAACUGCUCUGAAGAAAGCAGUGGAUAUGAACUGCAGUGGAGAGCCUUCUCUAUAUAAUUCCCUAAAUUUGGCCAUGCAGACUUUAAAGCACAUGCCAGGACAUACAAGCAGAGAGGUUUUGAUAGUCCUCAGCAGUCUGACGACAUGUGAUCCAGCCAACAUCUAUGAUCUAAUUAAGUGUUUAAAAGCAGUAAAGAUCAGAGUAUCUGUCAUCGGCCUAAGUGCUGAAGUUCGAGUUUGUACAGUACUUGCCCGAGAAACUGGUGGAACAUACCACGUUAUUUUGGAUGAAAGUCAUUAUAAGGAGCUGCUGAUGCACCAUGUCAGUCCUCCACCUGCCAGUUCAACUUCUGAGUGCUCCCUUAUUCGAAUGGGUUUUCCUCAGCAUACUAUUGCUUCUCUAUCUGAUCAAGAUGCAAAGCCUUCCUUUAGCAUGGCGCAAUUGGAAAAUAACAGUGACCCAGGUCUUACACUGGGUGGAUAUUUUUGUCCUCAGUGCAGAGCCAAAUACUGUGAGCUUCCUGUGGAAUGCAAAAUCUGUGGUCUUACGUUAGUGUCUGCACCUCACCUGGCUCGGUCUUACCAUCACUUGUUUCCUUUAGAUGCCUUUCAGGAAGUUCCACUGGAAGAAUACAAAGGGGAACGGUAUUGUCAAGGCUGCCAGGGAGAAAUGAAAGAUCAAAAUGUGUACAUAUGCAAAGUGUGUCAGAAUGCGUUUUGUGUGGAAUGCGAUCUGUUUGUUCAUGAUUCGCUGCACUGCUGUCCUGGCUGUAUUCAUGAGCACCCUGCUCCUGUAUCUACCUCUUGAAACUGCUCUGGACUGAACACCCAGGAGAGCACCGGCAGCUGCAGCUGUGGCCCACUGGGCCAGGCCUGGCUUGCCGGUGCAAUUCCAGCACCGGAGGGACUGAUCGGAGACUGAGUGAGCUGAGCUUCAACCCAGGGUUUUCUCAGUUUGUCGUCUCUUUUAGAGUGGCAAGGGGUCUCAUUGUUUUGAUAUUGUUUUGGUCUUACUGUUUAAUAAACAGUUUUUUUCCACCUUUCUCCAAGGAGGUAUUUUUCCUCCCGGACCAGUUGGGGGGAGGGGCCGAUUGGAUCUGCUUUUCCCACUGGAGCUCCUUUGGGGGAUUCUUCC
This is a messenger RNA of Melospiza georgiana, 1588 nucleotides long. It is a transcript of the gene GTF2H2, whose product is annotated as general transcription factor IIH subunit 2. The transcript has 16 exons. The record is from RefSeq and is a predicted model, not a curated record. Gene Ontology annotation, cellular component: transcription factor TFIIH core complex; transcription factor TFIIH holo complex. Gene Ontology annotation, biological process: regulation of transcription by RNA polymerase II; DNA-templated transcription; nucleotide-excision repair. Lineage: Eukaryota; Metazoa; Chordata; Aves; Passeriformes; Passerellidae. The coding region runs from base 71 to 1261 and encodes 396 amino acids. Gene Ontology annotation, molecular function: zinc ion binding.